Molecule: messenger RNA, 2991 nt
Organism: Mus pahari (shrew mouse)
Lineage: Eukaryota; Metazoa; Chordata; Mammalia; Rodentia; Muridae
Gene: Aqp11
Product: aquaporin 11
Exons: 3
Coding region: 301-1116 (271 amino acids)
Cellular component (GO): cytoplasm
Molecular function (GO): channel activity
Source: RefSeq, a predicted model, not a curated record
GGAGCCGAGGGAGGCGGCGGAAGGCGGGUGCGCGUGGGGCUCUGCUGACCGUUGUCCCCUCCGCCAGUGCCCAGGGACAGCUCCCUCGCCGCCUCCUCUCCCCUGCCCCCCCUCCCCGGCUCAGGUCACAUCUGCACAGCUCAGCCGGGGAGGGGAGGAGCCCUCCAGCGCGGAACCCGGGCUCUCCACUCGGCCCGCCCCUGAGGGGCGUGGGAGGGCGGGGCCGCGGACUUCGGACUCCAGCCCCCGACGCUCCUCUUUCCCUGCCGCUCUCAGCCAUCCCCCAGCGGUGAGGGAGCCAUGUCCGUGCUACUGGGGCUCCGGCCCGAGGUGCAGGACACCUGCAUCUCGCUGGGACUAAUGCUGCUGGUCGUGCUGUUGGUGGGACUGGCCCGCGUGAUCGCCCGGCAACAGCUGCACAGGCCCAUGGUCCACGCCUUCGUCCUGGAGUUUCUAGCCACCUUCCAGCUCUGCUGCUGCACUCACGAGCUCCAAGUGCUGGGCGAGCAGGACUCCGCGCACCCCACCUGGACACUGACACUGAUCUACUUCUUUUCCUUGGUGCAUGGCCUGACCCUGGUGGGCACAGCUAGCAACCCGUGCGGCGUGAUGAUGCAGAUGAUUCUGGGGGGUAUGUCCCCCGAGACGGGUGCCGUGAGGUUGUUGGCUCAGCUGGUUAGCGCCCUGGGCAGCAGGUACUGCAUAAGCGCCCUGUGGAGCCUGAGUCUGACCAAGUACCAUUACGACGAGAGGAUCUUAGCUUGCAGGAAUCCCAUCCACACCGACAUGUCCAAAGCGAUCAUCAUAGAGGCCAUCUGCUCCUUUAUUUUCCACAGCGCUCUACUGCACUUCCAGGAGGUCCGAGCCAAGCUUCGCAUCCACCUGCUGGCUGCACUCAUCACCUUUUUGGCCUAUGCAGGAGGGAGCCUCACAGGAGCCUUGUAUAACCCAGCACUGGCCCUUUCUCUGCACUUCCCGUGCUUUGACGAACUCUUCUCUAAGUUUUUUGUAGUAUACUGGCUUGCUCCUUCUGUAGGUGUGCUGAUGAUGAUUCUCAUGUUCAGUUUUUUCCUUCCGUGGCUGCAUAACAACCAAAUGACUAAUAAAAAAGAAUAACUACUCCCAAAGACUCAAACUAAAGUCACAGGACACUCAAGCUGGAUGUGAUGAUCUGAGUAUCCUCCAAACUCUGGACUCCUGUUUCAGAUUCCUCUGUGGAAGGUGUCUUAAUGUUUUUACUACCUGGACUUAAAAUUACUGUGAAAAUGAGGUAGCCGGUAUUUCUCAGUUAAGACUUGUUCUCGAGUGAUGUAUUAAAUGCUGCUAGAAAAGGCUCAUUCAUUAAACAUCUACAAAUCCCAAGUCAUUAGUAACUGUGAUGAAAAGAACAAGAGAAAAUAAAGUGAAGCAGGCGGGGCAUUGGGUGGGCAGAAACAAGAAAUUCUGUAUCAAGGUGGCCUCUGAAGGAGGUGGGCUCCAGAACUGGAGGGGCUUACUCACAGGCUCCACAAGGUGCUUUCCAGCCACAGCUUCUUAGUGACAUCAUCAGUGGUGGCAUCUUUUAGCAGGAAACUUGUUUUGGGGAAAACCUUUUAUAUCCACUAAUCUUCAACAGGUUUCCCACUGGUUUGACAGGGUCUUCCUAGUAGCCUGGCUGGCCUCCUUUGCCUCUGCCUCCCAAGUGCUGGGAUUAUAGGCAGGGAUGCGCCACCACAACAAGGGUUUUCUGCUUUGUUUUUAUUUUGGAGUAAAGACACUUACAAUGUAGCCCAGGCUGCCCUUGAACUCACAUCUUCCAAGUGCUGGAUUGUAAAUAUGUAUUACCCCAACCACCUCAGUCUUCCUAGAUUUUAAAUAUAUUCUAAUACCUAAAAUAUUUAAGCAGACAAUUUCAGACAAACUGUCUUAAUACACACACAGCCAGGAUCUGGUCUUUCCAUGUUCCCAACUGUACGCCACCUGGAGAAGCAGGUAGGUGUUCUUUCUGUGUCCUUUAUUUUUGUAAUGAUACACUGAAGUGCUCAGGAACAGCUAAUGACAUAAUGAGGAAAUGGAUUCUACCCUCCACUUUACAAGAUGAGAUGCUGAGCGCAGGUGUGCUGUGUGACUGUUUCCCCCCCCCCCACACACACACACAUACACCGGGGGCAGAUGCACGCUUUACACUUCCACAUCAGCACAAAAUCCUUUUCAGUUAUUAGUGACUGGAGAGAGGUUCUGGAGAAAACAUUCAACUUUCUCAAUUAAAAUUUAAAACUCAGUAUUUUCUCUUUUUCUUCUUUGUGUAUGAGUGCAUCUAUGUGCACAUGUGUAUACAGGACCCAAGGAGGCCACAACAGGGCUCCGGGUCCCCUGUAGCUGGAGUUACAGGUGAUCAUAAGCUGCCCUGGGUGCUGGGAACCAAACUUGGAUCUGUAGGAAGAGAUCCUCUGAACCUCUGCGCUCUCUCCAAUCCUCUAGUAGUCUUGCUAGUACCUUUUGAAGCUUAAAAAGCCCUUUCUCCACUGCAAGCCUUACUGAAGUCCAGUUCAACUCUAAUUUUAUUUCAUUACUUUGUGUGUAAAAUGCAUGGGUGCAUGCAUGCCACAGCAUACAACAGAGAUCAGAUGACAUCUCCACGGAGCCGGUUCUGUCUUUAUGUGGGUUCUGGUGAUGGAACUUGGUUGCCAGGCUUGGGUUGCAAUGCCUUAAUCCCGCUAGGCCAUCUUACCAGCCUGAAGUCUAAUUUCAAAAAGUCCAGGCCACAAUACUAGUUUUUAAAAGGGGUUGGGAGUAGAGGAUCAGAGGUAAGUGGCAUGCACUGCGUAACAUGCACUGUGUAACAUGCACUGCGCCGGGAUGAGCUUGCAGUCAGGUGACCAGAAGCUCUGCCGUGUACUAUGAAUCACAACAGUACUUAAGGGUGAGGCUUCAGACUGUGACCUGAUACAUUCACAAAGCCCUCCCCCAGGGAUGUGUGCACCCCUAAAUCUGCCUCCAAGUAAAAUCUUU